This is a messenger RNA of Emiliania huxleyi CCMP1516, 735 nucleotides long. RefSeq lists its product as hypothetical. The coding region runs from base 1 to 735 and encodes 244 amino acids. The transcript is spliced from 4 exons. The record is from RefSeq and is a predicted model, not a curated record. NCBI's taxonomy places the organism in Eukaryota, Haptophyta, Isochrysidales, Noelaerhabdaceae.
AUGGCGGCCUCGCGGCCGGCCAUCGACCCGGACGAGGGCCUCGCGGCCCUCUUCCAGCGCGCCCACGUGGGCGCGCGCAGAGCUUCAAGCCUGCUGCUGCAGCCGCAGCUGCAGGAUUUGGAGAACGUGUACGACCUCUUGGAGGCGGUGCGGAGCGGCGCGAGCGCCGCGUCGCUCGGCAUCAGCGCGCGCGACUUCGAGCGGAUCUGCGACUGCGCGCUGCCCGCGCUGCGCAGCGCUGAGGCAGCAGCUGCGGCUUUGGCACUGCAGCAGCAGCUGCUGCUUCUUCUUCUGAGGAGCAGUUUGGACCCCGCCUCCCCGCCGCCCGCGCUGGCAUACGUCGCGCAUGGCAUGUGCGGCGGGCUCUGCCGAGGAUGGGGCUGCUGCGAGGCGCGGGGCGUGGCGCAGCCGCAGGAUGGGAGCGGCGAGGCGCGAGGCGAGGGCGAGGGCGAGGGCGAGCUAAGCUCGGAUGGCGACUCGGACCGGUCUGCGGGAGACCCUGUGUGGGGCUCGGCGGCGCUGGAGGACGAGUGGCGCGCCGCGUCUCUCGCGAGGCAGGCGGUAGGCGACGCGGCGUACGCCGCGGCGCAUGCUGCUGGCGCUUCGCGGGCUGAGGCGUGCGACGCCGCCGUGAGGGCGGUGAGGUUGGACGAGGUCGAGGCUCAGUCCUCGUUCCUCGAUUGGGAGGGGGAGGAGCGGCCGGAGGAGUACGCCGGCCUCUUUGACGACCCGUAA